UUCAUUUGUGCACCGACCGCCGAAGCAGUGAGUCGUACGUUUCACCGUCCCAACAGAACUAAUACCGGGCCGUUAGCUAUUUCUGUGUCUACAAGAAACUACUACUACUCCCUCGUGUUGCGCUUUGCGCUGCAUUAUCAACAGUGCAUUAUUUGUGAUUGUAAGUGUAUGUGUGUGAGUGUGUGUGAGGCAAAGUGUUUGUUUUGUGUUUGAUUUGAAGCGAUAUUGCUUCCCUCGAUUGUGCGCCAAGUCACACAGGGCGCGCCUUGCGUUACGCGGCUUGGCGCAGCUUGCAGCACAGAUUAACUGUGCUCACGUGUCCAUAAGUGAAGCAUCUUAACAACGGGUGCGACGUAAGAGAAGGAAUGAAGUGUUUGACGCGUUGCGUCCUCUGCCGAGUGACGAAACUAUGAAGUGUUGUGCGUUUGCAGUGGAAACAGUGUGCAAGCUAGAAUUCUCCAGUGCCGAGUGGAAGGACACGCACGGUGUCUAGCGGUGUUUAGCAGCGAAUUAGCGAAUUUCAUUAGCACCAAGAUGGUGGGCCGACCAGCGACUGUGAUAUUAAGCGUUAUGCUCCUCGCUGUCUGCAGUGUGUUCCAGCGUUCGGCGACAUUCGUUAGUGCGCUCGACGAGGGUCAUAUUGUGCGUGAGCAGGACGCCGCCAAUGCACACGGUGCACCGGAAAUCGACACUGUCGAGGAGGAGAUCGUACUACCGAAGGGUGCUAGCUGGAACUUUACCUGUAAAUCCGCCCAGCCGAUCUUGUGGAAAAGCUAUGCCGCAUCGUUCCACUGGGAACCACCUAACGUGUACCCUGUGGACUUUGAAACGGAAGAUCCCGACAAACCGUACGGUAGCGUGCUGAUGCUAACGGACGCGUCAGCCAAACAGGUCGGCCGGUACUACUGCAUCAACGUUGCUUCGUACGACGAGGAGCGCGAGGAUGAGCUGGACGAUAUGGUGGCCGAAUAUCUAGCCUCCACCGUGUACGUGUAUGUGAACGAUCCGGAGCAUCCGCUCGUGCCGGUAUCGUCGCCAGUGUUUCGCGUCCAGCAGUACGAUGACUUUGUCAUCCCGUGCAAACCUUCGCACCCGGAAGUGGAGGUGGAGCUGUACAACGAUCUCGAAGGGAAUUUGGUUGAAACCUAUGAGUACAGUAAUACCCAAGGAUACAAACUAAGCUUUAACAGGCUGGAGGAAGGUGGUUUCUACUACUGCCAGGUGAAAGAUAAACCCGACCAUCGCAUAGACUUUGAAGUAACAAUCAUCGAACACUACGAUUCUGAAGAAGCAUUAACCGAGUACUUAACGAAACCGUCGAUCCAUAGCGAUACGAAAGAUCACGUACCGCUCGGUCAGCGAAUCCGGCUCGUCUGCAAGGUGAACAUCCGGGCCGGCGUUAACCUGGACAUGAUUUGGAAGGUUCCGCCGAAUCUCAAUCCAGCCGUUAGGGACGCAAGAGUAAGGUUAGGAUCGUUGAAGCUGAAUCCGGUGAAAGACGCCGCUCACCGGGAGAUCGCCUCCCGGGAGCUCAUCAUCGAGCGGGCAACGAUGGCCGACGAUGGCACGUACCGGUGCGAGGUGAUGGAUGUGAACGGUCACCGGAACUAUCACAGCUUCAAGCUGCACGUGCACGAUUCCGGCGACGACUAUGUGAUGUUGCGCGAGGAGAACAAUCUCGACGACAUUAACGUGCGGCGCAAUGCGAACGGCAAAACGGCACCGAUCGACAUCGUGAUCGAGUACCGAUCGUACCCGGCUAACAUUACGUACUACUGGUUGAAGGAUGACGAUAUCGAGGUGAUGGCUGGCCAUCACGGCAAGUACGAGCUGACGCACAGUGAGACGGUCGUGAAGCUGCGCAUCAACGAUCCGUCGGUGACCGAUACCGGCAACUACACGUUGUUCGUGCUGGCUGGCAAUGCGGAAAAGUCACACCGCAUCGGGGUGUACGUUUACGCCAAACCGAUCGUUCACAUGGAGAGCAAGUUUGUAAAACCGAACGAAGAGGUCUCGUUCACGUGCCGAAGCAUCGGCUAUCCAAGGCCGGAAAUUUCGUUUAUGUUUCUUCCCUGUCUGGAGGUGCCCUGGAGGAAUUGUUCCGCAUCAAGGACCAAUAAGGACAAAUGGGACUCCUCGAGCCCGGCUAUCAGUUCGGAGUCGUCCGCAAGACUGACCCCCGGUGGUAAAGGCGAAACCCCAAUCGCAAAGUCACGGGUCUACACUCUUACGCCCAAACAGCCGGGUGUGGUGUACUGUCGCGCUACCAACCUGGAGGGCAGCGAAAUAACGGAAGCCGAUCUGCUCGUCAGCGAUCUGUCCGACUCGGUAACGCUGGAAAAGGAGCGACCGAAGGAAGCGAUCACCGUCGGCGAUCAUGUCACGAUCGUCUGCUCAGCGCUAGUGUACAACUACACCAAAGACAUAACGUUCGUGCACAACGAUAAAGAGCUGCAAGAGUCGGACGGUGUGCGGCAUGACUACUCACCGGAGCUGUAUGCCUGGCAGGCACGGCUUGACAUCGCACACGUGGCGACCGAACACGAAGGCCCAAUAUACUGUCGAGCGAAAACCCUGACCGGUGCGGUAGAAAGUCGUGCCUUCCACGUGGAGGUGCUGGAACCGGUCGCACCGAUGCUUGUUUCGGGCAAGAGUAAUGAGAGCCUGUCGGUUGAUUUGCACGAUCCGCUGAAGCUGGAGUGUGACAUCGUCGGUACGCCCGAUCCCAAGAUCGUUUGGCUAAAGGAUGGCGAACCGGUAAGGCCAGACGAGAACAGCAAUCGGGUGCAGCUCACCAAAACGACACUCAUCUUCGAGUACCUGAAGACGGACGAUCUGGGAAUGUUCGAGUGCCGGGCGGAGAACAAGAUGGGCACGAUCGAGAAGUACUGGAAGGUGGAUGUGCGAACUGCCGUUGUGAGGAAAUCGGUCAUCUACAUCAUUUUGUCCCUCCUGCUGGUGCUAAUCGUCGGUAUCGUGCUAGUGUCGCUGUUCUACUGCCGGAAGAAGAAGGAAGUGAAAGCGAUGAAGGAAGCGGGCAUUGUCAACUUUGAGGAAGGUAAUCUGGGCGUAUACAAUCCCGAACUGGCGCUGGACGAACAGGCCGACCUGUUGCCGUACAAUUCCGAGUACGAAUUCCCCAAGGAGCGGCUCAAGCUGGGCAAGCAGCUCGGCACUGGUGCGUUCGGUGUGGUGAUGAAGGCCACCGCCCAACGCAUUAUGGUGAACGAGGACGAGACGACGGUCGCCGUGAAGAUGGUGAAAAAGCAAACGGACAAUGAGGUGAUGCGGGCGCUCGUUUCGGAGCUAAAGAUCAUGGUCCAUCUCGGGCAGCACUUGAAUGUGGUGAAUCUGCUUGGUGCGGUUACGAAAAACAUUGCCAAACGUGAAUUGAUGGUGAUUGUUGAGUACUGCAGGUUUGGCAAUGUGCAAAACUUCCUGCUCAAACAUCGGCCACACUUUAUCGACCAGAUUAACCAGGAGACGGGUGAGAUCGAUUCGUCGAUCGACAAGAAUCAGCUACGGUGGUCCAAGUGUGGAUAUCAGUAUAAUAGCGGCUCGACGCAGUACGUUGAUCCGAAGAAGCACCUAAACUCAAAGGGCUAUGUGCGCCACUCCGGGCUGCAAAACAUGGGCAUGGUCGAUAGUUGUAACACGGAAGUGACCGCCAUGACAUCGGUUGAAGUGGAAGACUUGAACUCGGUCAACUCGAAUGAGCCGCUAUGGCGCUCCAACUACGGCAUGGAUUACAAGGGGCCGGCACGCACCGUCAACACGACCGAUCUGGUCUGCUGGGCAUCACAGAUUGCCUGCGGCAUGGAGUAUCUGGCAUCGCGCAAGGUACUGCACGGUGAUCUGGCCGCCCGUAAUAUACUGCUGUGCGAUGACAAUGUGGUGAAGAUCUGUGACUUCGGGUUGGCUCGAUCGAUGUACAAGAGCGACAAUUACAAGAAGAAGGGUGAAGCACCGCUACCCUUCAAGUGGCUUGCGCUGGAAUGCAUUGGCGACAAUGUGUUCAGCACGUACUCGGACGUGUGGGCUUACGGUAUAGUGCUGUGGGAGCUGUUUUCACUCGGCAAAGUGCCUUACCCAGGGAUGGAGGCGAACCAGGAGCUGUACAAUAAGCUGCGCGAUGGCUACCGGAUGGAUAAGCCACAGUACUCGAACCAAGACAUUUACGAUAUUAUGCUGAACUGCUGGAACGUGAAGCCUGAUUCACGACCAUCGUUUAAGGAUCUGAAGAGCAGGUUUAAUGCAAUGCUUCCGGAUGAUAUGCGAGAUCACUAUCUCGAACUGAAUGAGCCAUACCUACAAAUGAAUGCCGAAAAGAUGGAACGAGGUGAUACCGAUUACCUGGCUAAUCUUGGUCCUCCAGAAGAACCAGCACCAGCGGCACCAAACUAUGUAAAUGGCAUCAUUUUACCUCUUCCACCGAUUUCGGAGAUUCGUAACGACAAGGACUACCUGAAGAUGUCCCGCACAAAGUCCGAGUCGGAGGAGAGCAACUUUGACUUUGCCUCGUUCAACAGCGAUCGCCAUUCGCCCACGAUACGCAACAAUCUCGACACUAGUCCGCCCAACGGCAGCAAACGGCACAAGAAGCGGGGCCUGCCGGAGGAAAUCCCCAUGCUCGAUGGGAACCGGUUAUCAUCCACGGCGAACGGGUUCAACUCCGAUUCCGAAACGGAACCGGUCAGUCCGAAACCGCGCGAACGCACAAGCAAGCACAACCCGGAGCCGGAGUAUAUAAACGUGAAAGGAAGUAAGGUUGGUGGUGUUGGACGAGCACCGCUGUGUGACGACGAGCUGAGCCAGGAAGCGAUCAGCAAUCCGGGCUACAUUGCGCUCAGUAUGGUGGAUGAGAAGCGGUGUUAGUGAUAGUACUGCAAGUACGGUUAGCCAUUUUGUAAGGCAAAUCAUCCUUCCUGGCGGUGGUCCAUUUUUAGUCUUGCAAUCGAUUUGCGCUCGCCAGGCAGUGAAACCUGGCCACACUUUAACGUUGAAGAACUUAAUACUUAAGAAAUUAGCCUAUGAACACAAAACUCCAACCCUCAUACGAAAGAAAGGAGCAUAGCUUACAU
This is a messenger RNA of Anopheles merus, 5081 nucleotides long. RefSeq names its product vascular endothelial growth factor receptor 1-like. The transcript has 17 exons. The record is from RefSeq and is a predicted model, not a curated record. Gene Ontology annotation, cellular component: signaling receptor complex. NCBI's taxonomy places the organism in Eukaryota, Metazoa, Arthropoda, Insecta, Diptera, Culicidae. Gene Ontology annotation, molecular function: transmembrane receptor protein tyrosine kinase activity; ATP binding. Gene Ontology annotation, biological process: protein phosphorylation; multicellular organism development; cell surface receptor protein tyrosine kinase signaling pathway. The coding region runs from base 535 to 4875 and encodes 1446 amino acids.